AUGUUUCACUCACAUGUGUGAGCGUCUAAGUGUCGUAGGUAAAUAGGCUCUAAGAGAAACACUUCCGCUGCCGUAGCUGCUUGGUUCCGAGGUACUAACAUGGCGUCCGCCGUGCUGAAGGUUGCAGCGGCAGGCUUUUCCAAAUGUUCUCGUGCCACCAUCCUGCGAGGACAUUCGACAACUGCCUCCCUCCACCAGGGUGUUCCUGGGUCGCUGUGGAAGCUGGGGAAGCUGAACCACAUAGCCAUCGCCGUGCCCGACAUGGAGAAAGCCACGGCUCUGUAUCGAGAUGUACUCCGUGCCACUGUGAGCGAAAAGGUCCCCCUGCCGGAGCACGGUGUCUACACAGUGUUUGUGGAGCUGGGCAACACUAAGCUGGAGCUGCUACACCCUCUCGGGGAGAAGAGCCCCAUCUCUGGGUUCCUACAGAAAAACAAGUCAGGAGGGCUGCACCACAUUUGUAUUGAGGUGGACGACAUUACAGCUGCGGUGGCCGACUUGAAGUCAAAGAACAUCAGAACCCUGUCGGCAGAGCCUCGGAUAGGCGCUCAUGGGAAACCGGUCAUGUUCCUUCAUCCCAAAGACUGUGACGGUGUGCUGGUGGAGCUGGAAGAAGCAUGAGCCUCUCUGAUCUGCAUGAACUGUCGGAGCUCUCCAUGUAUAUCUACAUAUUCCUCAGCCACUUUGAUAACACGGUGAUAGCGGUGUCGAAUGCUCUCUAUGGCACUUCUCAUUUCAGAAACUGUGUUCCUAACUCUCCUAAAUCUGUUUUGUACUUGUUUGAAUCAUUUGUUUGCCGUGUUUAGACAGUGUUCAUAAAGAGGAACUUCCACUAAC
This is a messenger RNA of Xiphophorus couchianus (Monterrey platyfish), 837 nucleotides long. It is a transcript of the gene mcee, whose product is annotated as methylmalonyl CoA epimerase. Gene Ontology annotation, biological process: L-methylmalonyl-CoA metabolic process. The coding region runs from base 100 to 621 and encodes 173 amino acids. Gene Ontology annotation, molecular function: methylmalonyl-CoA epimerase activity. Lineage: Eukaryota; Metazoa; Chordata; Actinopteri; Cyprinodontiformes; Poeciliidae. Gene Ontology annotation, cellular component: mitochondrion. The record is from RefSeq and is a predicted model, not a curated record. The transcript is spliced from 3 exons.